Messenger RNA from Habropoda laboriosa, 1926 nucleotides. Its product is annotated as major facilitator superfamily domain-containing protein 6. The transcript has 10 exons. Gene Ontology annotation, cellular component: membrane. The coding region runs from base 188 to 1783 and encodes 531 amino acids. The record is from RefSeq and is a predicted model, not a curated record. Lineage: Eukaryota; Metazoa; Arthropoda; Insecta; Hymenoptera; Apidae. Gene Ontology annotation, molecular function: transmembrane transporter activity.
UCAUGGAUAUAAAGAGGUUAUUUACUACGUCGUUGUUUGUCUAAAGUGUAGACAUUGGCAAUCGGAAAUUAUGACAAAUCAGAAUGAAACAAAGUGGGAUUUAACUUCAAACAUUAUUCCCUACUGUAAACUAAAAUAUUUAAGCUGAUAUUUUCCUAAUAUACUGAUUACCUUAAAAUUAUAAAAAAUGAAAUUAAAUUAUACACAGUUGCCUAUAAAGGCACAUUACUUCUUUUUUAUGGCAGCAAUGGGUCCAAUUCUACCAUUUUUACCAGUUUAUGGCAAACAACUUGGAAUUUCUGCAAUAAUCAUGGGCAGCAUUACAGCUAUUUUGCCAAUAUUGUUCUUAAUUGCAAAACCAACUUUUGGAUUUCUUGUAGACUACUUCCAUACAUGGAGAAAAUCAAUUUUUAUCAUGUUGUUAGCAACAACAAGUUGUUGUUACAUUUUUAUGUACUUCUUACCGAUACUUCCAGGUCCAAUUUUACCAGACCAUACUUUUACAAAUGUGUCUUGUGACAUUUUACCAUAUUGCUCAUCAAAGGAUAUUUCUAGUCCAGACUUAUGUACGGGGAUAAAAAAUACAAUGUGCCAUUGGAGUUGUACAAAUAAAAAUUUUUCUAUGUCAAUACAAUUUCAAGCAAUUAACGAAAAAGUAAAUUUUUCUUCAAAUUCUACAUGUAUAAUUGACAAGAAUGCUACCUUAUAUUGUACUCAUAGUAGUAAUUGCAAUGUUACCUGUGAUAAUUUUGAAAAUAAGCAUUGCCUAUAUACAUCUGUAACCUUUUGGGGCUUUGUUUUCUUAAUGUCUCUUGGCAAUAUUGGUUUUAAUGUAGGCAAUAGCAUAAGUGAUGCAAUUUGUUUUGAUAUACUAGGUGAUGGUGGUGAAAUGGGAUAUGGUAGACAACGUGUUUGGGGAACUAUUGGUUUUGGAAUUUCUGCCUUUUUAACUGGUUAUGCAAUAGACUACUGGUCUAAAGGAGAAAUUAUAAAAAUAUAUACACCAGCAUUUUUACUGAUUUUUAUAUUCACAAUCAUUGAUUUAUUUUGUUGUAAGAAAUUGAAUCUGCCAAAAAUGACAGGAUCGACCGAUAUAUUGAAAGAUGUUAUGAAACUUUUGAAAUUAAAAGCUAUAAUUGUAUUUCUCUGUUUUGCAACGAUUGCUGGCAUUCUUGAUAGUUUUAUGAUUUAUUUUUUAUUUUGGUACUUAGAAGACCUUGCUAUGGCAACUGGUUAUAUGAGAGAGAUCAAACUAAUUGAAGGUUUAAUCGUUGCAGCAGAAACAUUGGGCGGUGAAGUAAUAUUCUUUUCUUUAUCUGGUAAAAUCCUAAAAAAACUAGGAUUUGGAUAUACUUUUACAUUUUGUUUCGUAUGCUAUGCAUUACGACUUGGUUUAAUUUCUUUAGCAUCAACUCCAUGGUGGGUAAUACCUAUAGAAUUAUUCAUGCAAGGACCUACUUAUGCACUUUGUUAUACGACAAUAGUUGCCUAUGCAAGCAAAGUUGCACCACCCGGUACGUCAGCUACUGUUCAAGGAAUCGUAGCUGGCAUGGACGAUGGUUUUGGUUUUGCUAUUGGUAGUCUAAUAGGCGGGAUUUUAUAUAAAUUAUUUGGAGGUGUAACAACAUUACGAAUAUUUUCAUCCAUUGCCAUUGUAACUGCGUUUCUAUACUUCAUUUUAUACGUGUUAUAUUUAAAAGACAGGACGCCAGGUACAAAGAACAAUGUAGACUGGAAAACGCCCGAAGAAGCACAAAAACAGUGUACCGUUGCGGACAGUUGACCCUGAUAGGUUUUUCAAUAGACGUUUAUUCACAAUGAACAAUUACAUAUUUUACAUGUAACUCUGCUUAUAUCGAGGCGACACUAUAUUACAGUACACCUGAUAGCACACACCUUUUAAUGUGUGGCAAAUCUCUUCAGACC